Messenger RNA from Paramisgurnus dabryanus, 4625 nucleotides. RefSeq lists its product as uncharacterized. NCBI's taxonomy places the organism in Eukaryota, Metazoa, Chordata, Actinopteri, Cypriniformes, Cobitidae. The record is from RefSeq and is a predicted model, not a curated record.
CUUGCGUCAUCACAACAGAGUGUUCAACGCAUCACUGUUUCUGUUAAAUAAACGUUGUGCAACGUUUUGUCGGGGCAGAUUUUCCCCUGACCCUGCAGGCACCAUCUCGUGAUCAUCCACCAUCGAGACUUUUGUUAAAGAGUUACUAAGCUGGUAUAUGUGAGUUUCUACAAAGAGAAAUCAUGAACUUCAGACUCUCAUCACUGAUCCUGCUGUUACACAUUCAAGGGUUCCUUACAUUGGAUAACUUUAAUGUAACCUGUAAUAAACAGAAUAUUUGUGCUCUGAGGGGGGGAGACGUGACAGUGAAGUGCUUUUACUCAAACAUCAACAUCACAACUGGGUUUUGGUUCAGUCAGAAACAGAGAACAAACUGGAGAAACAAAGAUGAACCUGAAGAUUUGACUGUAGAUUCAGAUUACUCAGGACGAGUGGAUCAGGGGAGCACUGAAAACUACUCAAUACUCACAAUAACAGAUCUGAGAGAGAGAGACAGUGGAGAAUAUCAGCUCAUGAUCAUUAUGAAGGAUGGAGUUAAACAUCUCAGCUCAGUCACAGUCAAUCUAACAGUCUCAGUUUUACAGGUGAAGAUGAAUCCUGGACCUAGAGGACUACGAGUAAAACUGAGCUGUGAUUCCUCCUGCCCUUUGACAUCUGAAUAUUAUUACGACUGGUACAAGAAUGGAAAAUAUGGCCAAAAUAGACAUGGCCAAAGCAUAUUUGUGCCAUCCAGUGGAAACACUGACAGUUAUUCCUGCUCUAAGUCUCGUUCAGAGUACUCUUCACCUGUGUGUGUUUCUAACAGUAGCUGUUGGCGUGUGACUUACACCUCUACAAGAGUUUGUGCUUUAGUGGGAUCAACAGUAGAUAUUCACUCUUCAUACUCACAUCCCACUGGAGAUACAGCAGAGAAAACAUCUUGGUAUUACAUUCAUAGUGGGAAACUUAGUAAUCUGCGUGAGGAUCAUCAGUUUGCUGGUCAUGUGGAGUUUGUGGGAAACACACUGAGAAUAAAAAAUGCCAGCAUGAGUGACACUGGACGAUAUCACUUCAACAUCUUCACUACCACAUCAGAUCAAAUUUCUAGUUAUCCUGCAGUCUCUCUUACUGUUACAGGUACACAGGUGAGAAGCAGCCCAGACCCUGUGAUAGAUGGAGAAAAAGUGAUAUUAAGCUGUUCAACCAAUUGCACUCUGGAUAACAAACAUACUUACAUCUGGUAUAAGAAUGGACAACAGGUAACAGAUGGAUUGACUUUAUUAAACAAGCUGUACCUGGACUCAAUCAACAGUGAGGAGCUACAAGAGUAUUCCUGUACUGUAAGAGAUAAGCUUGGAGCUUCCUGAUCAGACUCGUCAGAAUGUUGGCUUUCGACGACCCCUGCACUGAAGAUGGCAUGCAAUCACGUCCUCCUUUGAAGGUCUCUCAAACUGUGAUGCCAGGUCCAUUGGAAUCAGGGUUUCCUUCAGCUUAUCUUCAAAUACCUCAUCAAACACAAGCCUGAUCACAUCAUCCACAUAACUGUACAAAUAUUGCAGUCAAUAAAUAUUUUGUUUUGAUCAUUUAUUUCCCUGCUUCAUACAUUAAGUUUUUAUUUAUGAAUAUAUUUGAAAUAAAAACAUUACUGCUUACAGUAUGUCACUUGUGUGUUUUGGGAACAUAGCCUUGUACUUUCCCUCUCCUGCUUUUGUUAAGGCUUGGUGACAUUGUAAUGGAUUUAUUGCUACAUCAAGCAAUACAUUUAUUGUAAAAGUAAAUACUACUUUAUUUAACACAGUUACUAAAAUACUUAAAUACCUGCACAGCAUUCCAAUAAAUGGGAAAAUCUAAUUUUUUGCUGCAAAUCUGAAAUCUCAGGCUACGGACGGCAAAGGCAUCCACUGAUGAUGGUGAUGGAAACAUUGUGAAACGAUGCUACUGCCUGGAUUCCUAUGAUUAUGCAGAGAAAAAAAACUUUGUCAUCAUCAGUUAUACAUCUAAGACUGGUAGUGGUUUCACUAGCUAAAUACAUCAUAUGUGUUACACACCUUUGCUCCUCAUAUGCCAGUCUGACUCAUUGUACUGUGUGUAAUGAUGUUGCAUGUUUGCAUACAGUGUAGAAGGAUGCGUCCAGCUGCGAAUCUAGGAUAUAGACAAAUAAAACAAACAUGUAUUCAGUCAAAAAGACAUAUUAUAACAAUAGAGUACAACGACUAUAACUCAUUAGACUAUUCAUUAAAACGUUAAUGUAUUACAUAUUACAUGGCCCAACAUUAGCAACACACAUUACGUGUUUACUUCGUUUCAAAAUCUAAGAAAGCUUCAAGUAAAUACAACAGUAAAAUACAUAUAACUUUAAACAAAUCAUCUGUACUUAGAGUUUCUUGAGUUUGAUCAUGAGAACAAAUUUUACCUGUAACAGUUUAGCUGGUAACUUAGCAAGUUUGUAAACAUGUCUAAACCAACAUCGAUAAAACGAUAGUCUGCAUAAUUCAACAUACACGUGUGUAAAUAUGGUACGUUGUUUAUGAAAUACAGUAUUACAACACAAAACAAUUAGCUUGCAAGCUUAGCUCUACACGCACAUUAUAUUAAUCUCCGGUUACCGGUUACGUAACUUACAGUAAAAGGCAAAUAAUAAACGUGAAUACUUACAGCCUGUAAUCCAGAAGUGCACGGUAAUCCAACUUUCAGGAGGAGACGUCGCGCAAAUCCAGCUUCGGUUCAUGAGAAGCAGUUAUUGUGAAAACUCUGUGAACAACUUCUGACUGGAUUUUUCCGGAACCAUAUUAAACCUGAUGUCCUCUGUGGAAGUCCAUAAAGUGCUAUUUUGCCCUCGCAUCUAAAGAGACAGCGUCUACUCGAGAGAUUUAAUCGCUUAAAUGAUGAAACAAGAGUUUGCAAACAGAGUCAAAGCAGGGACUCCCAACCUCCGCCAUUUUAGCUCUCUUCUGACUCGGCGCUCCCCACCCUCGUCUUUGAGGGCGUACCCAAGCGAAGCAGAGAGGGCUGAACUAUGAUAAUGUUGGUCUUAUCUACGUCACUAAUCCCAGGGAGUAAACUGUUGCCUACAAUCCGAGUGUUUUUUGUAGUCCUCGAACGUUAGAGACGAUAACUCGCGUCAUCGUUUUCUUUGAGGUAUGUACUUUUUGAAUAUCGUUAGCAUGUACUAAUACACACUUACACACAAAAGGAUGUUUAAAAAUGUGUAUCUCAUAAUAGGUGCUCUUUAAGUUGAACAAAACUAGUUUUAGUUACCAACUGAAGUAACUCUUUAAAGCUACGGUCGGCAACUCUGGAGGAUUGAGAUGAUUUCGAAUGUUUUCAAUUUUUAUGCCCCUCCCACACUACCACCGAGCAACCUCAUAUCGAGCUCGUCCUCAGCAGUGCGUGUUUAAGCAUCCUUGAUUACUUACAUAACACUCAGAAAUACAAUAAAUGGUUUAUAAAGCACAAUUACCUGUCAAGAAGAAAUGUGGCAAGCUCUGCAUCCAGCUUGAACCCUUUUAAAGCUCAUAGAUCCCUCCACCUUUCAAAUGCUGGUCCGAUAUUGAUCCUAGUUUUAUUACAGGCACGGUCGCUUUUUAUCUUCGUUUCCUUCUUUUCCUUGGUUGUUUUCUUUUCAUUUGUUGUUUUCCUAGCUCUGGUUGUUAGCCAAGGAAUCGGAAGUUUGUUAGUGAAUGUUCUCUCCGCCAUCACGCUGUGUUCAAUCCAAGGUGGAUGCAUGUGAUAUUAGGCUUGUUCGACUUCAAGCAGCACCACCAUGACGUCAUCGCUGAGCUACUUUCAGUCUCACUGUGCAGCACUCAUAGCUGAUCAUUAAUAUUGAAGUGAGAUGCUACAAAAUUACAGAAAUGUUCAAGUACAAGUACAAGAAAUCUUAGUUAAAUAUUGCCUAAUAAAUCAAAUAAGUCACUGGCGCAGCUUCUGCAGGUUUCAAGUUCAGGUGCCGGUGUGCCGCGUUGUUUUGUGUACCAUCAUUACUGGGGAAACCCCUAAAAAAGAAGAUGAGGUGGAAUUACUAUUUUCUGACGCAAGUUGUACUUUACAUGUACUAACACAACCAAAAGUGAAAGUGUUUUAGCGCUGCCAGUGGCACUGAACGUCAUAGCGCAUCACUCAGAACUUUUGUGUUAUUUUGAAAAUAUGCACACAGCUGUGAUGAUGGUUAUUUGCUGAGUAGCGCUGUGAUAACGGCUGCAGUGAGACUGAAAUCUGAGAAUCACAGAAAAGUCAAAUUCUGAAUCUUCUGCCUUUUCUGAAUAUAACUGAGUUUGUGUCUUUUUUUCAGAUCCAAUGGACAAAACAAAUGCUUAAACACAUAAAACUGUAGGAUACUGAUUAAAACAAGGCUUGGCUUUCUGAAGGUUUGCUACUGUAAAUGUUUUAAUAAAGCUUUUUGGUACCUGCCUUUCUGAGAUAUUUUUCCACAUAUUAUAUUUGUAUUAAGACAUUCAUAAUCGUCAGAUAAAUGUUAUCUUUUGAAUAUAUUUCUCUGCUUUCUGUUUUGACUGCAGUAUGUGGUAACACUUUCUAUAAAGUCUGUGUUUAUAAUGCAUUAUUGCAGUUAUAUUCCCUUAUAAUAAACAUUAUUAUACUGUAUGUUGUAUUGUCUAAUAAAUAAUAAUUACAACAGUUACAAUACA